Lacerta agilis (Sand lizard) is the source of this 1732-nucleotide messenger RNA. RefSeq names its product solute carrier family 2, facilitated glucose transporter member 5-like. The coding region runs from base 26 to 1732 and encodes 568 amino acids. Gene Ontology annotation, cellular component: membrane. The record is from RefSeq and is a predicted model, not a curated record. Gene Ontology annotation, biological process: monosaccharide transmembrane transport. Gene Ontology annotation, molecular function: hexose transmembrane transporter activity. Lineage: Eukaryota; Metazoa; Chordata; Lepidosauria; Squamata; Lacertidae. The transcript is spliced from 12 exons.
GACAAGACUCCUGGUGCUAGCUGCAAUGACCGCUGGUUUUGGAUCGUCUUUCCAAUAUGGCUACAACGUCUUUGUGAUCAACUACGCAGCAGAGUUCAUUAAAAGCUUUUACAACGAGACCUACCGAUGGAGGAAUCACAUCAGCAUAGACCACAGCUUGCUCCUGUUCCAGUGGGGGCUGACGGUUUCAUUCUUCCCAGUCGGAGGCAUGGUUGGGUCUCUUUUGGUGGCUCCCCUGGCAGAUAAUUGUGGCAGAAAACGUACUUUGCAGGUGAAUAAUAUUUUGGCCAUAAUCUCUGCUGUCCUCAUGGGCUGCUCCAGAGCAGUGCACUCCUUUGAGUUCAUCAUCUUUUCACGUUUGGUUAUUGGAAUAUGUGCAGGGAUCUCCUUCAGCGUGGUUCCCAUGUACCUCACAGAGAUUGCCCCCGAAAACCUUCGAGGAGCCAUAGCCAUCACUGGCCAUUUCUUUAUCAUCUUUGGUAGCCUGAUGGCUCGCAUAUUUGGGCUUGACAAACUCCUAGGGACCCAAGAAGGGUGGCCGUUCCUGCUGAGCCUCACUGGGGUUCCGGCAUUAUUUCAGCUCAUCUUCCUGCCGUUCUUCCCCGAAAGUCCUCGGUACCUCCUGAUUCAGAGGCAUGAUGAAAAAGCAGCCAGAGAAGUCUUGCAGAGGCUGAGAUGCCAGGAUGACGUGGAGAGUGAGAUUGAGGAGCUCCACCAGGAGAACGUCUCAGUAAGGGCGGAGAAGGAGAUGAAUACGAUGAAGCUGCUGUGCAACCAAGGCCUGCGUUGGCAAAUCAUUUCCGUGGUCAUCCUCAUGAGUGGCCAACAGCUCACAGGUGUCAAUGCGGUGUUCUAUUACUCAGAGAGAAUCUAUGCAACUUUGAGGAUCAAGAAGCAGGAAGCCCGGUAUAUCACUGUGUUGUCAAGUAUUUUCAUCGCAAUCUCGCUGAUGAUCGUGGUUUAUACAGUAGAUUCUGUGGGGCGAAGGAUCCUCCUCCUCACUGGAUUUGGGAUAUGCAGCAUCCUCUGCAUUCUGUUAACCAUGACCCUCGAACUUCAGGACACCAUGCCAUGGAUGUCAUACGUCACUUCAGUCUUUUUCCUCCUCUUGAUCUUUGGGCACAUCCUUGGGCCAGGUCCCAUACCCAACGUGAUCAUACUGGAGCUGUUCCUCCAGCCAUCCCGCUCCAUAGCCUUCAUGCUCGGGGGCUUUGUGCACUGGUUCCUGCACUUCAUUAUGGGGAUGAUAUUCAUUCAGAUAGAGACACGGAUUGGUUCCUACACCUUCCUCCUCUUCUGGCCUCUCUGCAUAUUCAGCUUCGUUUACAUCUUCAAGGUUAUCCCAGAAACCAACGGCAAGACCUUUUUGGAAAUCAAGAAGUACAUGUUGGCCAUGGCCAAGAAGGUGAAGGUCCAGGUCCAGGUCCCAAUCCGGCGGACGUCAAAGGACAAGGACAGAAGGCGGUUGACACGCCACAGCAUCAGAAGCGAGAGCGUCAGACAGGAUAGCGUCAGACAGGAUAGCAUCAGACGGGAUAGCACCAGACGGGAUAGCGACAGACGGGAUAGCGGCAGACGGGAUAGCAGCAGACGAGAUAGCGGCAGACGGGAUAGCAGCAGACGAGAUAGCGGCAGACGGGAUAGCAGCAAAAGGGAUAGCAGCGCCAAACGGGAUAGCACGAAACGGAAAGAAAGCAUCAAAAGAAAACGAAAACCAACCAUCACUUCUUAA